This is a messenger RNA of Antrostomus carolinensis (chuck-will's-widow), 1512 nucleotides long. Its product is annotated as keratin, type II cytoskeletal 3-like. The record is from RefSeq and is a predicted model, not a curated record. NCBI's taxonomy places the organism in Eukaryota, Metazoa, Chordata, Aves, Caprimulgiformes, Caprimulgidae. Gene Ontology annotation, biological process: intermediate filament organization; keratinization. Gene Ontology annotation, cellular component: keratin filament. The transcript has 7 exons. Gene Ontology annotation, molecular function: structural constituent of skin epidermis.
AUGUCUCGGCAAUCUGUCUGCAGAAGCUUUGGAGGAGGGAGUAGAAGGGGCUACAGCUCUUGCUCUGCCAUCGGUGGUGGCUUUGGAGGAGGUGGCGGCAGAAGCAGGAGCAGCUACAGCUCGUUCUCUGUGUCCAGGGGAUUUGGAGGUGGAGGACGUUGUGGAGGGUUUAGCAGCAAGAGUCUCCAUAACAUAGGUGGCAGUGGAAGGAUUUCCAUGGGUGGAUGUUAUGGUGGUGGAGGAUACGGAGGCAGAAUGGGUGGCUUUGGUGGAGGCUAUGGAGGAGGACUAAGCAGCUUUGGAGGAGGAAUGGGUGGAGGAGGAAUGGGUGGCUUUGGAGGAAUGGGUGGUGGUGGAGGAAUGGGUGGCUUUGGUGGAGGAAUGGGUGGUUACAGUGGAGGAAUGGGUGGUGGAGGAAUGGGCGGCUUUGGUGGACCAGGCUUUGGCAUGGCAGGCUUUGGUGGCCCCGGUAGAGGUGGCCCUGGAAUCCAGCCAGUGCAGGUUGACUCAACCCUCCUACAGCCAGUCCAUGUAGAGAUUGAUCCCCAAAUCCAGCAAGUGAAAAACCAGGAGAAGGAGCAGAUCAAGACUCUUAACAAUCAAUUUGCCUCUUUCAUUGAUAAGGUCCGCUUCCUGGAGCAACAGAACAAAGUCCUCUCCACCAAGUGGGAGCUCCUCCAACAACAAGGGCCUACAGGGCCAAGGAAGAAUCUUGAUGCCCUCUUUGAAAAUUACAUCCAGAACCUGAGGAGGCAGCUGGACUCAAUCUUGUCACAGAGGGGACAGCUGGAGUCGGAGCUGCAGAACAUGCAGCAGUACGUGGAGGAUUACAAAACCAAGUAUGAGGAAGAGAUCAACAGGCGCACAACUGCUGAGAAUGAGUUUGUGGUACUUAAGAAGGAUGUGGACUGUGCCUACAUGACUAAAGUAGAGUUGGAAGCCAAGGUGGGAGCUCUGACUGAUGAAAUCAACUUCCUGAGGUGCAUCUACGAGGAGGAACUGGCUCAGAUGCAGACAAUCAGCCGGGACCUGUCGGUGGUGGUGUCCAUGGACAACAACCGUCACCUGGAUCUGGACAGCAUCAUUGAGGAGGUCAGACGUCAGUAUGAGCAGAUUGCUCAGAGCAGCAGAGCUGAAGCUGAGGCUUGGUACCAGAGCCAGUACGAACAGCUGCAGAGCACUGCUGGAAGGCAUGGGGACAGCCUACGCAACACCAAGAUUGAGAUCCAAGAGUUGACCAGGAACGUCCAGAGGCUGCGGGCUGAGAUUGAGAACGUGAAGAAGCAGGUAGGACAGCUGCAGGCAGCUAUUGCUGAGGCUGAGGAGCGGGGUGAGAUGGCCCUCAAGGAUGCUAGGAUAAAACUGGAAGAGCUGGAAUGUGCCCUGCAGAAAGACAAGGAGGAGCUGGCUCGCUUGCUGAAGGGGUAACAGGAGCUUCUGAACAUCAAGAUUGCCCUGGAUGUUGAGAUUGCCAUGUACAGGAAGCUUCUGGAAGGAGAGGAGAACAGGUAA